GCGUGGGCGGCAGAGCGGUCCGCGUGGGCACCCGCCGGAGCCAGGGAAGCAGCUACUUACCUUACGUGGAGGGAAACUACAGUCCUGAGAAUAAAGUGAAUUGCCCUAGGCUACACAGCUCAUCAGUGGGAGAAAAGCUGAAACUCACUCGCUGUUGCUUGAGUCUGCUGCAGCUAGCGUGUGUGGAAUCCUUCCCUCCUAGUGUAAUUCUGUUGUUAUUUUACUCGCUUCUGCUGUGCUUUUAUGCAAGGGAAUAUUCUUCCUGCACUUUACUGCUUCAAGAUCUGUUGCUUGCUGUGCGUGCAGACCUAAGCUGUUACUUUUUUUGUUACUUUUUUUCUUUUUCCUUCCCCCUCCGUAGAUUCUCUAAAUAGUGCUCUGAUCUUGCAGAGGAUAAGUCAGUCAUCGCUGCCAGUACCUAUUGAUUUUUCCAGUGGCCCAGUGAAACCCUAGCAGCUACUCUCAAAACUUGCAGCAUUGGUAAAAUUUUGUACCCUUAGAAAAAGCUGAAGGUUCCCGGCGUGCGAGGUGACUUGUUCUUUUGUCACUGAGCAACGGGAGGAUGUCUUGUCUUACCUUUCUGCCCGCUUGCCGAUGAGCGGGCGUCUUUCAGCGGUCACGUUCCGCAGAGGUGAAAGCAAGUGGCUCAAAGCGAGGUAGGUACGUGCUGCCUACGGUAAGGGUGCCGAGGUGGUGUCGAGAAAUUGAAUUGCUGAUUGGGGGAUGGCGAAUGAUCUGAACACGGCUGGAAGCAGAGCGUGCUAAUCCUGACGUGUACGCUUCUGCUCUAAUCCUUCUUCCUAACUCGAUCAGUUCUUUCCUUUGCGCUCAGAUUGCAACAGCGCUGGACAGCCGGGCAUGUUAUUCGCCCUCUUAGUUGAUAAAAAGAGUUCUUUGGUGAAAUGCUCUGGUCGCGAUACGAGUUCGCGUGGCUCAAGGAGCUGGUACAUAUGAGCGAUUUGACUCGGGCCUACUUCUAAUGCUUUUGAUUUAGAGAGUGUAGCGGUCACGCAUACCUGACUUGAAGAAGGCAAAGUCCUCUCUAGCUACUGUACGGAUGAUGUGCUCUUUGUUUAGGGCUUUGCUUUCUGCCUCGUUGCAGCUGGCCCGGAUUCAGACCGACAGCGUGGUCGAGAUGCUCCGUGAGCUAUACCCCUAUCUGCGCUUUGAGAUUGUUGCCAUGUCAACGACUGGAGACAAGAUCCUGGAUACAGCGCUUUCCAAGAUUGGGGAGAAGAGCCUCUUCACCAAAGAGCUGGAAAAUGCCCUUGAAAGAAAUGAAGUUGACCUUGUGGUUCACUCCUUGAAGGACCUGCCAACUUCUCUUCCUCCUGGCUUUACCAUCGGUGCUGUCUGCAAAAGGGAAAACCCGCUCGAUGCUGUCGUCUUUCAUCCCAAAAACUGUGGGAAAACACUGAGCCUCCUUCCUGAAAAGAGUGUGAUUGGGACCAGUUCACUUCGGAGAGCAGCCCAGCUCAAAAAGAAGUUCCCUCAGUUAGAAUUCAGGGAUAUUAGAGGGAAUUUAAAUACCCGCUUAAAGAAGCUAGAUGAGAAGGAAGACUUCAGUGCCAUCGUUCUGGCUGCCGCUGGGCUGAAGAGGAUGGGCUGGGAGGAUCGCAUUGGCCAGCUCCUAAGCCCUGAAGAUUGUCUGUAUGCUGUUGGACAGGGUGCCUUAGCAGUGGAAGUUCGUGCCAAAGACCAAGAGAUACUGAAUAUGGUAUCUGCUCUGCACGACGCAGACACUGUGUUACGCUGCAUCGCCGAGAGAGCCUUUAUGAAACGUCUGGAGGGUGGAUGUAGCGUCCCUGUUGCAGUCAACACUCUGCUGAAAGACGGCCAGUUGUAUUUGACGGGAGCGGUCUACAGUUUGGACGGAUCCGAUAGCCUGAAGGAGACUAUGCAGACCAGUGUUAAUUACCCCCAACAGAAUGAAGAUGGGCCAAACGACGAUGUGCAGCACGUUGGCAUCACGGCCAAGAAUGUCCCCGGUCAGGCCCAAGAAGCUGCAGAAGACCUUGGUGUUGAGCUAGCUAGUUUACUUCUGAGUAAGGGAGCUAAGCAUAUCCUUAGCGUGGCAAGGCAGCUCAACGAUGCCCGCUAAGCCUGUGGUGCGGUCAGCGUGAUUGCUAGGAGCCUAGCAAGUCUUUGCAGCUACACCGUCAUCCUCCUUUGGAGGAAGGGAUUUACUUAAACGUUCACACUGGUCUGAUCUGAUGUGUGGGCACAAAAACUUGAAAUACUAAGGUAACUAACUCGAGUUGUGUACGCCGUUGAGGGUUUUCAUCCCCUCUGUGUUUCUCUGAAUUGCAAAGUGUCUCUGUGAAGUUGUUUCAACAAUUUUUGUGGGUAGGAAGGCAAAAAAAAGUGGGGAAAAACAAAAACAGGACAAACCCAAACCCAAACCAAACGAACCAAUCUGUAAGUGUUCUAUUCCAUUUAGGAACAAGGCACUCUUUACAGAUUAGUCAGGGACUCGGCAGUGACGGUAGUAAAGUGCUGUACUGUGCUGCCGGAACUAAAGCACUCUGGGUAGUCGUGUCAUUGGGGCCCAUUUGCUCCACCGGAACGCUGACAACUGCUACUUAGCUUCCUAAUAGCAGGUUGCUUGGAGUAGAGUAGCGCAGAUGCCGCUUUCAUCAGGCUUGGCUAAGGUAAGGAACUAAGCUUGCAGUUUUAUCAGAUGCAAAUCUGUCGAGGGGUCAGUAAGAACUUGGGAAGCGGCCAGCCAGGCUAGCUUCCCUUGUACGCUUGCCUACAGGGGUUGUCCGAGUCAGUCGUUUGUCUACACUAACCAGUCACCGGGGAGCCCCAAGGUGGGCGCUCGUGCCUUUGCGACUGUGAGCCCUUCCUUUAACUGAGGCUCCUGGCCCCCUCUGCCACGCUGCCAUCCUCCCGGGGGGGCUCGUGCGUCACAGUGCCUCGUGGAAACACUGAAACGGCACCUCGCCGGGGCCCCGUUUUGGAAACGGAGCAUCGUUUAUUCUCUAUGCAACGUCCACCGAAUGUAACAGACGAGAAAUACAGUGACAUGAUAAGCA
This is a messenger RNA of Tyto alba (common barn owl), 3038 nucleotides long. RefSeq names its product hydroxymethylbilane synthase (gene HMBS). Gene Ontology annotation, cellular component: cytoplasm. Bases 1058 to 2101 code for a protein of 347 amino acids. Gene Ontology annotation, molecular function: hydroxymethylbilane synthase activity. The transcript has 13 exons. Gene Ontology annotation, biological process: heme biosynthetic process. The record is from RefSeq and is a predicted model, not a curated record. Lineage: Eukaryota; Metazoa; Chordata; Aves; Strigiformes; Tytonidae.